Molecule: messenger RNA, 2054 nt
Organism: Neltuma alba
Lineage: Eukaryota; Viridiplantae; Streptophyta; Magnoliopsida; Fabales; Fabaceae
Product: MLO-like protein 10
Exons: 15
Coding region: 169-1860 (563 amino acids)
Biological process (GO): defense response
Cellular component (GO): membrane
Source: RefSeq, a predicted model, not a curated record
GCUUUCCAUCGUCCCCACUGAUUCCAAAAUCAAGCCAUCCAUCUGUUAAAUCAACGCGCCUCUGCAGAUUCUCUCUUAAAGAAGAAACCCAUAUAUUAAACCAGAUUCUGUAUUGAUCAUUGAAACCUGCGAUUGAGAGAACCCGGGUUUCAAGUUUGUAUCUUUACAAUGUGGGUGUCGAAGCUGAGAAUGGAGCUUCUCGUGUGUUUGAUUUUGUGGGUUUGGCUUGGAGGAAUGGCUAUGGCGGCGAGUGAUGAGGGAAGUGAGGGUACAAGAAAAUUGGAUCAGACACCAACGUGGGCCGUUGCUGCAGUCUGUACUGUGUUCAUCUUAAUUUCCAUAACCCUCGAGAUGAGUCUUCACAAAGUGGGAACGUGGCUAGGAGAAAGACAUAAGAAGGCUCUGAUUGAAGCUCUUGAAAAGGUUAAAGCUGAGCUGAUGAUUUUGGGGUUCAUAUCAUUAUUGCUGACAUUUGGGCAGACCUACAUACUAAGGAUAUGCAUACCUGAAAAGGCAGCAGACACAAUGUUGCCAUGUCCUUUUGACGGAACCAGUGACUCUUCAAGCAGUGAAGAGGCUCACAGAAGGAAACUUCUGUCUUAUCAACGUAGAUUUUUAGCAGCUGAUUCUUCCCAUUAUUGCAACAAGGGAUAUGAACCACUUGUAACUACAAAUGCAUUGCACCAAUUGCACAUCCUCAUAUUCUUCUUAGCAGUCUUCCAUGUCUUGUACAGUGCUGUCACCAUGCUGCUGGGCAGACUAAAGAUUCGAGGUUGGAAGGCAUGGGAGGCGGAGACUUCAUCUCAUAACUACGAGUUUUCCCAUGAUCCUUCAAGAUUCAGGCUUACUCAUGAAACAUCAUUUGUGAAAGGUCAUGCCAGUUUCUGGACAGGGAAUAAGCUAUUUUUCUACAUCGGAUGCUUCCUCAGGCAAUUUUAUAGGUCUGUUGGUGAGGCUGAUUACUUGGCUUUGCGCAAUGGAUUUAUCACUGUCCAUCUUGCUCCUGGCAGUCAAUUCAACUUCCAAAAGUAUAUAAAAAGAUCCUUAGAAGAUGACUUCAAGGUAGUUGUGGGAGUAAGUCCUGUCCUGUGGGCAUCAUUUGUGGUUUUCUUGUUGCUAAAUGUUGACGGAUGGCACACAAUGGUUUGGGCAUCCAUACUUCCUUUGGCUAUAAUAAUGGCGGUUGGAACAAAACUUCAAGCAAUUCUGGCAAAAAUGGCUCUAGAAAUCACAGAAAAACAUGCGGUUGUACAAGGAAUUCCUCUUGUUCAAGGCUCAGACAAAUACUUCUGGUUUGGUCGCCCUCAGUUAGUUCUUCAUCUUAUCCAUUUCGCUCUCUUCCAGAAUGCUUUUCAAAUAACUUAUUUCUUGUGGAUAUGGUAUUCUUUUGGGCUAAAAAAUUGUUUCCAUAUGGACUACAAGCUUGCCAUUGUGAAAGUCGCAUUAGGGACUGCAGUUCUCUGUCUCUGCAGCUACAUUACACUUCCAUUAUACGCUCUUGUAACCCAGAUGGGAUCAACGAUGAAGACGUCCAUAUUUGAUGAGCAAACAUCAAAGGCGUUAAAGAACUGGCGAAUGGCUGUGAAAAAGAAGCAGGCAGGAAACAAGUCUCCUAGUAACAACCAAUCCAAUGCUUCAUCAGGAUCACUGCCCUCUUCUGCAACCAAACUACGUCGUUUCAAAACAACUGGCCACUCCCCCUAUGAGAGCCAACAACAAGAAGAUAACUCAGAUAUUGAAUCAGACCCUCUCUCUACUUCGCCUAUAUCAUUCAAAACCAGUUUUAGUGUGAGAGUGGAGCAUGAAGAUGACCAACAUAUGCCAGAAACUGCAGAAUCCAAACAUCAAUCGCAUGGCUAGUAUUAUCAGUCAUAUAUCAUUCAGUAAUCUAGGAAAGUUUUCCACUUGUAUGCAUAUCCUUGGAAUUUUUUAUUUUUUUCCAUUUUUGGUUAUAGACAGACACGCAUCUCAGAAAUUAAAUAUUAAAAUCAGUGUCAGCUUAUUUUAGUUUUAAAUACUUGGCUCAUCCUAUUUACAAGACAUUUUUAACUCAU